Molecule: messenger RNA, 1375 nt
Organism: Amphibalanus amphitrite
Lineage: Eukaryota; Metazoa; Arthropoda; Thecostraca; Balanomorpha; Balanidae
Exons: 2
Coding region: 279-932 (217 amino acids)
Cellular component (GO): intracellular anatomical structure
Source: RefSeq, a predicted model, not a curated record
GUAAAAUAUGCGACACGUUUCAGAAGAAACACCCACGCAGUCCAGGGCGGAACUCGCUGAGACUGGGACGUUAUUGAACUGGCCUUCCCGACUCGGAGAUUCCAGUCGAGGUCACAUCCAAUCAGCUGUCGACCGAGUUAUCAUCUCUGAACCCUGCAGCAGCCUCAGCCGUUUGUGCAGCUAGAUCAACCACCGAGAGCCGUGUGCUAGCCGACAGAGGGCUACUCGACAAAUAAACGGCGGUGGCCGGCGCGGCGGCGCGGAGCGCAGAGACAGCCAUGGAGCCGAGGAGGACGGCCGCCGCGCGGGCGCUGCUGCCGCUGCUGGUGCUGGAGAGCCUGGUGCUGGUGUCUGGAGCGGCUGUGGCACCAGAGGUCAUGGCGGAAGAGGCGCCAGUUUGCGAGUCGGCCACCGCCCACAGCCACGCCACUUGUGAGGCCGAGUUCGAGUAUCUCGUGCAGAGGUUCAACAUGACCAGAACGCCGGCCAACACCUACUUCGCGCCAGUCUUCUCCUCCAGCCAGCUGAACGCCGACGGCCAGCCCGUCACCAACACCAUCAUGGAGCUGCAGCCGGCCGGAACCCGCAUCCCCUGGCUGCGAACCAACGUGGCCACUCAGCUGUUCCUGUGGCACCACCGCGGCGCGGCGCUGGCCAUUCACGCCCUGCUACCGAGCGGGGAGUACACGCGCGAGGUGCUCGGAGAUCCCCUGCGCCACCCCGGGGCUCAGUUCCAGCUGGCGAUGCCCUACAUGACCUGGGUGUCGACAGAGGUGCUCUCUGACACCGAGUAUGUUCUGAUGAGCGGAUCGGCAGUGCCCUCGUUCAGCAGGCUGGAUUACGACCUGGCUAAUCCAGUUGAGCUGGUGGCUGAGUUCCCCAAACACGAGGCUGUUAUUAUGGCGGCGUACGACAAGGCAGCGUCGAAUUAGGCAGCCUGAGGGGCCAGCUGGAGUGAGGUGGUGGAUUGCGCGUCCGGAGCGAAGGGCAAGAAGACGGAUAUGACUGGUGGUAACGCAGUUAUUCGUGUUUUGAUGUAGGACCCGAGCUCCUUUUCUCUUUUCGCUGGUCACGGUGAAUUACAGUGCUUUUUUAAGACAGAAAACGUUGCAAAUGACGUUCUUCCCUUUGUGGCUGAGGAGUAUGGCAUGUCUUGACGGUUGUAACACAUCUUGCAUCUUGUGUCCAGCGUUAAACGGUGUGUGUAUUAGCCAGUGGCAAGGAAGCGAUGUAUAGCAAAUGAAAACUUUACGAAUAUCGUAAGGUGAAGGCAUUUUUUUUAAAUCACAUUUACCGAUGUUGUACCAUGUAAUAUCACAGCGAUAUUUACGAAAGAAAGUUAAUGCCGAUGCUAGCGAAUACAUUUUUGAACAUA